AUGGGCAAUAAACACUCCUCUUCCGUUGUCCCCCAUCCGUCUCGCGAACAGCGCAUCGGCGUGAACACCAAUGACGGUCAUUCGGCUCCGGUAUCUCAUAUCAGUUUGAGAUGUCAUAAAUCGCAGGCUUCAUUAAUGAAAUCAAUAUCGUCGGACACGAUAUCGAGCGAGAAACCCGUGUGGCCACCCCGUAAUUAUCAUCCGAACGACACUCGUUUACCCCCGCUGCUGACAACAUACACGCCCUUGACGCCCUCCAUCUCGCGACAAGAUGCUGAGGCACGCGCAUAUAGUGCAUUUCUCAAAUCCUUUCCCGAAUAUCAGAGCACCUGGAUACUUGACACCCUCCGAAGAACAGAUUUCGCCAGAUUGGACCGAACCGGGGAAACAUAUGUAGACUACAUGGGUGGCGCACAACACCCCGAGAGCCUUGUUCGCGUUCAUAGCGCAUUCCUCACCGAAACCGUCAUGGGAAAUACACAUUCGGUCAGUAAUAGCUCUAAGUUAUCAUCACAGUACGCUGACGAGGCGCGGGUUGCGGUUCUUUCAUUCUUUCGAGCGCCGCCGGGGUACACCGUCAUAUUUACGGCAAACGCAACAGCUGCAUUGAAGCUUAUUGGGGAGGCGUAUCCCUUCACGACCAAUAAUAGCUAUAUUCUCGGUGCCGACUCCCAUAAUAGCGUCCAUGGAAUCCGAGAGUACGCUUCACGUCGUGGAGCUGAAGUGCAUUACAUUCCAUCAACUAGUACUGGAGGUUUCGUUUUAUCUACUGCUAAGGAUAUCUUGCGUCAGCACAAACCACAAAACGCUUCCUCACUUUUUGCCCUGACGGGCCUUUCCAAUAUAUCUAACGCGAAAACUCCGCUUUCAAUCAUCGAAUUUGCAUCCUCACUUGGAUAUCACACACUUUUGGAUGCUGCCGCGCUGGCACCGUCAUCUGUCAUCUCUCUUUCGGACACCCCUGUUGAUGCUAUGGUCGUCAGCUUCUACAAAAUGUUCGGUUACCCAACGGGUGUCGGGGCCCUAAUUGUCAAGGAGUCGUUCUUGCAGAUCUUGGAGCGUCCAUGGUUCGCUGGAGGAACCGUUGAUGUCGUCCAGGUGCCAGGUUCGAUUUUUACUAGAGGAAGUAAUCUUCAUGAACGGUUUGAGGAUGGAACCAUAAAUUUCAUGACGUUACCAGCGGUCACAGAUGGUCUACGAUUUCUCUCUGCAUAUCUCCCAUUCCUCCCUCUCCGCCUCUCAUGUCUUACCCACUACCUUGUCGCCUCGCUCUCUCGUUUGAGACAUGAUUCGGCUGGAACCCCUGUCGUUAAGAUUUUAUCUAGGCUUCCUUCUAGACAACUUAAGUCUGUUGGAGAACAGGCUGACAGUGGAUCUACGAUCUCUCUUAUCUUCCUCUCGGCAAGUCCUUCUGGAGAGAUGAUAUCCAACAGUUUCAUUGAACAUGUUGCGGUGUCACGGAACAUUUCUCUUCGCACAGGUUGCAUGUGCAAUCCCGGGGGUGCGGCAACAUUACUGGGUAUUCAAGACCAAAUGGAACGACUGUAUCCAGGCGUCACGCUCAAAGACUUUGAGCGGGUCGUUGGUCGCGAGCUCGGUGUUGUGCGGAUUAGUCUAGGACUCGCAAGCAAUUUCCAGGACGUGUGGAAAAUUGUGAUGUUUGCGUCAUCCUUGGCAGAUAGCCGCACACGACAGGCGCUCUGGGAUACUUGGACGAACGUUCCUAUCGGACAGGCUAUGUAG
Suillus paluster is the source of this 1743-nucleotide messenger RNA. Its product is annotated as PLP-dependent transferase. Bases 1 to 1743 code for a protein of 580 amino acids. The transcript has 5 exons. The record is from RefSeq and is a predicted model, not a curated record. Gene Ontology annotation, molecular function: molybdenum cofactor sulfurtransferase activity. NCBI's taxonomy places the organism in Eukaryota, Fungi, Basidiomycota, Agaricomycetes, Boletales, Suillaceae. Gene Ontology annotation, biological process: molybdopterin cofactor metabolic process.